Messenger RNA from Cetraspora pellucida, 333 nucleotides. The record is from the annotation of a GenBank genome assembly. NCBI's taxonomy places the organism in Eukaryota, Fungi, Glomeromycota, Glomeromycetes, Diversisporales, Gigasporaceae.
AUGAUAUUUCCAUAUUUAGAAGUUCUUUUAAAUGCAAAUUAUUCACAAUCAUCUAAUAAACAAAAUAAACAAAAGUGGCAAUUACUUGAUGAUUCUGAAAAUGAAUUGGUUGAAAAACAAGCUCAUAUGGAGCAUGCUUAUAAAAUAGGAGAAAAAAAUACUUGUAAAAUUGGCAUUCAAACUAAUAAGAUCAGUGUACAAAUUACUAAUGAGACCCGUGAAAUUGGCGUUCAAGUAUCUGAUAUUACGUCGCAUGCUCUUGAAAGUCAAGUUUAUUUACUUCGAUUACAAUUAAAUUCGAAAAUAAGUGAGAUAGAAGAUCUUAAAAAUUAA